Molecule: messenger RNA, 1185 nt
Organism: Cyphellophora europaea CBS 101466
Lineage: Eukaryota; Fungi; Ascomycota; Eurotiomycetes; Chaetothyriales; Cyphellophoraceae
Exons: 2
Coding region: 1-1185 (394 amino acids)
Source: RefSeq, a predicted model, not a curated record
AUGCACGCAAUUGGCACGAGCCACAACUGCUUUGCGUGUAUCCAAGCCGAUAACCAACAUCAUGAGCGCCACAAGAAGAUUGCUGAGCUCAAAGCCGAAUAUGUUUCACUUGUUGAGGCUGAAGCCCUGGCAUCUGUCAAGAACAAAAGAAGCCGCGGACCCGCCCUGCAGGAGCGAGAUGUCAACGCACCUAUCAACCAUGACCGUGAUAUUCAGGCUGACGACGAUGUCAAUCUCGAGAACGAUCUGGCUGACGAGACAACUUCCAAUUCUGCCCCCUCUACCACUUCCAGCAAACCAAAAGCCACAAAAGCUGAGGUGCGUGCCGCGAAACGCGAAGCCAAAGAAGCCAAGUCGCGCCGCAAAUCACUCAAAAACCAGAGCAAGCACCCAGUGGCCCUUCGCGUCGCAGACAUCGAUCAUAUCGCCUUCGUACUGCAUGGCGAGCAGUCUACCGGCGAGAGCCACCCACUCGCCACCGACAAAUGCAUCGAGGACGUUAUGGAGCGUAACAGAAGAUAUGUCACGAGCAUCGCAGAGCACAAGGCACUGCUGCUCAAAGAGGUCGGCAGAACCAGGAGAGUCGAGGCCGAGCGGAAGCGUGGCCUCAGGAAACGCAAGGAGCGCGACUCAUUUUCGUACGGCAGCGGCGAGGCUUACCAUGGCUCGGCCUUGGAUGACGAGCAGGAAUCCCUAGUCAAUGCCGUACUCAUCAAGCUGGACAUACCUGUCGAGGCUACGGGAGAUGGCACCGCUACAGCGAAUACGCCAAUUACGCCAAAGCGAGGCAGUAGUGGCAACAAAGGCAACCAAGAGAAGGCGAUGGUGCUGGCGCAGUUGCGCAUUGCUAUCGCGGAUGAUCUGGUCAAGCAUGAGAACGAGCAAAGGCAGACUUGCGUCAGGGCGGGAGGGUUCUGGAGAUAUGUUGGCCGUCAGGUGUUUGAACGCAUGAUGGACGUUGCGGAACGCAUCGAUUGGAAGACGGGAGAGCAGAAGAAGGGGCGGAAAGGGGUUGACGCGCACGACGCUGGUGGUGGUGAUGGUGCUGCCGGUCACGACGCUGCAGACAAUGUCGGCGACGACGACGAUGAUGCUGCCGACGGGGUCCGUGCUGCAGUGGGCGAUGUGCAGGACUGGGUGGAGGAUGUUGCUGAGGGCGGCGGCGUGAACAAUGUUAAUGCAUAA